AUGUUUUUAUUGCCUGAUGAUGUACUAGAAGUAAUGUGGAAUUCAAAAAUCCAAAAUCCAUUUACUGAAAGUAUUGACUUUCAAUUGGAAAUUGCCAAGGAAAGUAAACUUGUCGCUGGAGAUGUUGCAAGUAUAAACCUACCUUCACAGUUUUUAAUUAAUUUACAUCAAGGGAUGAUUUUCGUCACUUCUAAAGUUUCGGUAUCUAUAACCAACGAUUCUGGCUUCUUGAUAGACCAUUCUGUAACUAUCCUUGAUACCAGUGUGGAAAAUGAGAUAAAUGGUAUGGAAAGUAAAGGGCCAAGCGAGGAUGAGAUUCCCAAUUUUGUUAGCAGCACACUUAGUGGUUCAAGAAAUGUUAUGCCUCAAGAUUUAUACUUUAGUGACAUAGAUGACUCUAACUCUGAUAAUGAAACUAUUUACAAUAUUCACUUGCCAAGUAUGGAACUUGUUGCACCGAAAAUUGCAGGGCCGUUCAUUUGUGGAUGUAAGCGACCAUUUAUUACCAAGUUGAUGUAUCAGCUGCAUUCAGAAAAGUGCAUAAAGGUAAUUUUUUUAUUGAUGUUAAUUCCAUUCAACUGUCAUCCUUUUGACAUCUUGACAAUAAAAACUUUUCUUUCCCACAACAGAACAUUUAUGUCGCAUGCAGUUCUUAAUCAAAUUCUCAAAUUACAUUACCACCCACAAUCUUGGACAAAAAUAUUGAGAGAAAGACAGUUUUUUCCUCAUUUUCCAAAUAUGGACAAAAGUGUCAAACAGUCAAUGCACUGCAGUAGGCAGGCUGCAAAGUCGCUACUUUUGUACACACAUAGACCAGACAGACAGCGCUGAAAAGUUUGUAGUUAACCAAAUAGCCUAAGAAAUUAAGUCCAAAUGUGUGAAUUUUAUAAAAAAAAUAGCCUACGCAAUUACUAUGCUCCUUAUCCCCAAACCAGCCAAUGGAAAUAUUCUGCAGUCAAUUAUACUGUACCUAAACACCCAAAAGCAAGUUUUUAGAGAAGUAUAAGCCAAUUUGAUAAGAGCUUAUACAUAGCAGACACCUCUUUAUAGCUGAUACUUAUAGUUUUUGUGGUGUCCAAUAUAAAGUUAAUGCUUAAAUUAUUCAAAUCUUCUU
Molecule: messenger RNA, 1114 nt
Organism: Hydractinia symbiolongicarpus
Lineage: Eukaryota; Metazoa; Cnidaria; Hydrozoa; Anthoathecata; Hydractiniidae
Exons: 7
Coding region: 1-831 (276 amino acids)
Source: RefSeq, a predicted model, not a curated record